AUGACAGAAAUGGAAAUCGACAAUGAUCGUCUCGUCGACGCUCAGACGUUCAAAUCUAUCAUCACUGACCUGAUUGAAUCACUAACCGACUUAUCUUACUCCAUUUUAUAUCCAGUCAUUCCAAAAGAUCUUCACCAUCAUCCCUUGCUUCAUGCUUUAGACCAAGCCACGAACUCUUUGAACAAUGAGGAAUUCGAUCAUAGUCGUAAAGGAUACAACUGGUCAGGUUUCUCAGAAGCCAUUCGUAAGACGAGGGAAACGAUACUUGAUAUGCAAGGAGAUUCCGCGGAUGAGUGGAAGGAAAAGUUGAAAGAGUUCGAAAAUGAGGUAUUGAUCCGUGUUGAUAGUUUCCCCGAAAAGGUGGAUUGGGAGGGUUUAACCGAAUUGACCCAACUUGCCCUCCAAGUCGAUGAUCUCGUACGAAAUUCCGGGAUUGACACCGAAGACGAUUUCACAACUCACCUAGAAGAAUUGAUCGGUCCGAUAAUCCAACGUGAACCUCGCGAGCCUCUCAAUGGACCUCUACAUCGACCCACCGAACAAACAGCUGAGUUGCGGGAGAAACUCGCUGAACAACUUACGACCGAGGUAGAUGGUUUCUUACUACAAGAGAACGAAGAAACCGUCAAGUUUUCCCCAAUCGACGAGUUCUACUCUGAGGAUCAACCCGAAGAAAUGUAUUCUGAUCAAGAGGGAGAUGAUCAAACAUGGUGGGAACGACCUACUCAACUGUCUCUCAAUCCAGAAAGUUCGACUGGUAAGGGAAAAGAAGUAGAAAUGGGUAAAGGGAUGGUGUAUAAAAUGAUAGAUCGUGCAAAUUCUCUCCGAACUUUAUCGAAUACAUCAGAACAACCUUCCCAACCCGUUAAAACUAAGAGACCUAGAGAUCCUGAUGAUACAAAAACAAGAAAACCUUCAGCUUCACGUCAUUCACGUCUUUCACGUCAAAAAAGUAAACCCAAAGAAUCGACAGAGCCCGCAGAGCCAAUACCGAUAGUAACGUCUAUGAAUCCAAGAUCUCUCAAAGGUCAUCAUAUCCCUCCUGAUCUCAAUACCAUCUUGACUGAUACGACUUAUUCUCAAGUUGAUCUUAACACUUCGAUGGGAAUACAAACUUCUACCACAGAGAAGAACACGAAUUUGGACCAGAUAACAAUGUUCAAACCUGGUUCAAAUGUAUCUCAAAUGGAUGAAAAUUACGUGAGAGUGGAUGAAGAAGAAGAAGAUGAUUAUGAUGAAGAAGAUGAAGAAGGUGUCGUGAAGGAAAAAAUGGAAAAAAUGGAAGUAAACAUGACACUUUCUCCUUCUCCUCCACCGUACAUUUCUAGCAAUUCUAUACUUCGUCAACGUCGUUCUCGUUCUCAUUCUCAUCGGCAUCGUCGUCGUACACGUGGGACUUGA
Messenger RNA from Tremella mesenterica DSM 1558, 1401 nucleotides. RefSeq lists its product as uncharacterized. Lineage: Eukaryota; Fungi; Basidiomycota; Tremellomycetes; Tremellales; Tremellaceae. The record is from RefSeq and is a predicted model, not a curated record. The transcript is spliced from 3 exons. The coding region runs from base 1 to 1401 and encodes 466 amino acids.